AGCGUGUUCAUCGACGAGGGCGUGGUCAGAGUCGCGGGAGCUGAACGGCGGUGCGGGCGGUGCUUACAGUCGCACAUGCCCCCUUUGCCCUCCGCUCGCUGCGGGGGAAGAAGCGUGAACUUGAACGCUUCCUCCACUGCUCAGUGCGAGUCCAGGCAGAGGCCAGCAAGGCUUAUCAGUCUGUCCGCUCGGGUUUCGGUCAACAUAUUGCAGAAAGUGCCGCUUGACGGAUUUCGUUUGGGAGGUUUGCUGUUUGGGACCCAGAAAGGUGCCAAACGCGGAACGCUCGACGCGAUGUCCAGGCGCAAACUUGGAAGCAGACCACAGCACCUGAGUGCAAUUCAAGAUGCCAGUGACAUGGCGGAUGGCUCUGGCUCAUUAGACGACCAGUCUCCUCCUCCAGCGCAAGUUCAAACUCCUGAUGAGGGUCAUGACCUCCUGACCUGUGGCCAGUGCAGCCAGGCUUUCCCCCUCGCCCACAUCCUGGCGUUCAUUCAGCACAAACAGGGCGGCUGCCUCUCUCGAAACCAAGCCCCAAUCACAAAUGCCACGCCGCCCUCCCCUGCCAAUCGAGCGCAGCAGCGUGCCGCCAAUGCUGAGCUGGGGCCCGGCUUCAUUGAGUUGAGGAGAGGGGUGGCCAGGAACAGAGUCUGGGGGGAGGAGUCCGGUGAGAAAGUGAAGGCAGAGUUCAGAACAUCAGGCGUGCCAUCUUAUUUCACCUGCCAGCAGUGUGAAGGCGUGUUUUCAUCUGCAUGGGCACUCCUACAGCACGCACAGCACACACACUCCUUCAGCAUAUACCAGGAGGAUGAGGAAGAUGAUGCAGACCUGAGGGGAGGAAGAGGAGCUCUUAAAGAGCAUAAACCUGUUGCAGCCAUUCUGGACCCACGUCAUCUGAGCCAGGCUCUUGCCUCAGCCUUUCAGCCCUCUGUGCUGCGUCCCAGUCGCUCCCGUCAGACACACACCACCUCCUCCUCCUCGAGUAACAUGCAGGCUCUGAACUUUUCAGUGCGGCUCAGGGAGCUUGCAGAGGGGAAUAACAGCACCACCGGCAACUCCCCUGGAGGCCGGGUGCCGUCUCCGUCCUCUUCUCCGCCAGCAGCUUCUCCCUUCCCUCAGACUGGUGCACUCCAGGCUGAUUUCCACUGUGAGCUGUGUGAGAAGAACUUCCAGUCCCUGCGCUCUCUGUCCGCCCACCGCCGGACUCAUGCAUGUGAGAGGCCUUAUCACUGUGGAGUGUGCGGGCAGGCCUUUGCCCAGAGCGGCCAGCUGGCCCGUCACAUAAGGAGCCAUCACAGAGAAGCUGGAGGUGGAGGGAGCGGAUAUGAGUCAGUGGAUAUGGUCAUGAUGGAGGAGGAUUUUGGACAGCAGAGGAUGAGAAGGAAGUUUCCAAUGCAGCCAGCUGGAAACCUGGGAAAGGGAAUAGCCCAGGGUCCCUCUGAGCUGGACCUGACCCUGCCCAAACACUUGUCUGUAGCUUCAGGCCUGAUGCUGCUCACCUCACAGGCUAGACCAGCAGAUAGAGAACUGCUGAGGCAGUACCAGCACCAGAGAGAGGCGGGAGAGGGAGGAGAGGAGGGCACAGAGGGGCACGGGGAGCCCCAGCACACCUCACCCUGCGCCAGCCCGUCUGAAGGUUCACUGGAGAGUGGAGAAACCGGGGGCAGUGGUGAGAGCGGUAUCGCUAGCGGCAACUGCACACCCAAACACCCAGAGAUGGGCGACAAGGUGCGAGGAGUUGGAGAGUGGGAGAAUGAAAGAGGAGAGAUUACAGAGGGGGAGAAAGAGUGGAGCUCAGCUAAAGUCAGUGAGUCUUUGCAGGAGUGGCAGAGGGAGAAUGAGUGGAGGAGUGCUGCAGGGGGCGUUAGCAGUGGAGGGAUCAUUAACAUUACUACUGCUGGUUCAGCUGGUAAGAAGAAGAAAGAUGAGGCCUGUGAGUACUGUGGUAAACAGUUCCGAAAUAGCAGUAAUCUGACUGUGCACCGCCGCAGCCACACAGGUGAGCGGCCCUACCGCUGCGGCCUGUGCAACUACGCCUGCGCUCAGAGUUCCAAGUUAACGCGCCACAUGAAGACCCAUGGUGCCCAGGGAGCUAAAGCUUCCUUUUUGUGCCAGCUGUGCUCGGUACCCUUCACUGUGUACGCCACUCUGGAGAAACACCUGAAGAAAGUUCAUAGCCUGAGCCAUGCCAGCGUCGGUGCAUAUGCUCAGGCCAGCGCCGCAGACACGUUAGCUGCUAUAAAAGCUGAAGAAGAAACAGCAGUGGUGAAAAUGGAGGAGGAUGAAAUAAGUUUGGAUCCGCCAGAAAUGGAGAGCAAAAUGCAGACUGACGUGACAGUCAUAGAGGCGGAGGAAGGGCAGAGCCAAACAGAGUAUGUGGAAAGCAGGGGGAAUCCAGCCAUAGUGGGCGAUCUCCCGCCUGAGAGUAGCACAGAGGUGAGCGUAGCUUUGACUUCUACACCCUGACAACUGUUCUUUUUCACAGACAUUAAAAUAGCACUGUACAGCAUUUAACUCUCCCAUUCCAAUAAAAAAGACCCCAUCCCAUAAUAGAACUGACAGUCAAGUUAAACUGGAACCUAGCUGAAAGAAGAAGCUGCGGUGCUGUAGAAAGCAGCAGGCAGCCCACUCCUGUCUGCCAGCACAGAGGCACACAGCAGCCACCAGCUGCGCUGUUCACGACUGUAUGCAAAGCUGGCUGAAACUAAGUGCCUACAGUUCUUUAGACCACAGAGCAAAACAAGGCCAUGACAUUCAGCAGGGAGAUUACCAGAGCUCUUGAACAGGAAGUGCACCGCCACAGGAAACUGAUCACCAUGUUGCAGCACAAGAUGCAAAACACGAGUGAUUUAUCUCCCUGGUGACCCCCUGGACAGGUGGAGACAUGCACCAACUGCCAGAUAAUAUAGGGGAGUGAUUAUAUUGAAUAAAAGAGCCUAGCAAUAGAACAAUGUUAAUAUAUUGCCAGAGUCAGCAGAACGUGCUACCCAGAUGUUUUCUGUUGAGAAGACCUUUUAAAGACUAAAGAUGUUUGAACAGGCACGGGGAAGAAAUGGAUCCAAACACUGUCUGCCUGCAGUUUCUCAGACAUUUUAAAGGCGCUUUGUUGUCACAACACUUGUCACUUAACAUAAUGUUUACAGGGCUCACGGGGCCUAGAAAGGCUACGCUCCUGACUUUGUGACAGUAUGCACCAACUUUGUGAAUAAAGUUUCAUCUACUGAUGGGUUUUUUUUUCUUCAGGAUUAGUUUCUAUGCAUAAAACAAAAACUGCAAUUUUACCUAUUUGUGAAACGGGUGUGUAUUAUUUUUCUCUGUACUUAUUGUGAUGGUAAUUUCUCUCAUUGUUUACACUUGUAAACUGCUGGACUCUUCGAAGCUUAUGCGCGGUUUGCAGCAUUUUGGAAACUGUUUUUUUUUUUUUUUUUGUCACCUGUGUUUGAAUUUUUCCUAAUUUAUGGAUGCUGCAUGUCAGCGAUUUGUGUAUCUGUAAAAGUCUAUUCCACUGUUGAGCUACAGGAUAGGGGGGCAUAGUAGAAGACAGUUGGAUGGUGGAGUUUUGUGGGAAACCACUAAGCAAGCACUUGGUUGAGUGAGGUGUGUGUGUGUGUGUGUGUGUGUGUGUGUGUGUGUGUGUGUGCGCGUGUGUGUGUGUACAUAGAAGAAAAGAAUGCUCUACUUGAACUUUAUUUCCUGUGAUCUUGUGUCCUAAGCAUGACUUGACUUGUCACAGUCACCCUGCCAUGCCAGAUCAUUGUGUGAACCAUUUAAGCCUACAACGAGCAAGAGGACAUAAGUUCAUUCAACAAAUGUAAUAGGACAGAGUCUUUAAGUUGUGUUGCCAACCAUUUUUGUGUCUACUAUGAUGACUUUUUUGUUACCAUAUCUUAUUUGCAUUUCUGUUCAUGUCAGGGAAAAGUUUUUCUGUGUGUUGUGUAAUGAAUGAAUGCAGUGUAACUGUUCAGGGAUAUUUUGUACAUACAUUCUUGCUAUACGUAUUAUUAUUAUUACUGUUGACUGCCUGUUACUGUUACUUGCCCUCCGGUUUUUCCUAGCAUCAUCUCCUCCUUUACAAUGAACACUGGCUGUUGUAAAGCUACACUGCUCUGUUGUCUUUGUAAACUUGACACCAUUUUGUACCAUGUCAUAAGGAACCUCAAUAAAGAACUGAGGUAAAAUAUU
Messenger RNA from Monopterus albus (swamp eel), 4182 nucleotides. It is a transcript of the gene znf296, whose product is annotated as zinc finger protein 296. NCBI's taxonomy places the organism in Eukaryota, Metazoa, Chordata, Actinopteri, Synbranchiformes, Synbranchidae. Bases 76 to 2466 code for a protein of 796 amino acids. Gene Ontology annotation, cellular component: nucleus. The record is from RefSeq and is a predicted model, not a curated record. Gene Ontology annotation, molecular function: DNA-binding transcription factor activity; RNA polymerase II cis-regulatory region sequence-specific DNA binding. The transcript is spliced from 3 exons. Gene Ontology annotation, biological process: positive regulation of transcription by RNA polymerase II.